AUGAUCACCGAUGAUCCCCAUAGCGGGCCGAGCAAGAUGGAGUCUUGUUGCCUUAAACUCGACGCUAGAUACGCGGCGAGUGCUCGCAACUCCUUGCAGGUCUCAUCCGUGACCGCAUUGUCGGGACUCUGCCAGCCUUUCGGCAUGGGUCAGGGGCACGUUCUGCAAGAGAACCAACACAAGGCGAAAUUGGUGGUCAGACUGUUGGUCAAGCACUUUUCCAGCUCUCGAGAUGCCGGCGGAUUCCUUCAUGAUGACUUGGCCCAUGCUAUCCCAGGCCUCCCUGGCCCGCUUGCAGUCGAGGUUACAUGCGCAGAAAACCACACUUUGACCAUGUCACGUUCUCGUGUACGUAAAUCUCGACCGCUGCACCGCAACGAGGUGAUCGCCCCUUUCUGGGCGGGGAAGAAGCGUUUCGUCUGUGCUGGAUCGGCUCGCGACUGCGAGACAUCUGGCGUGAUCGUCUUUGUGGUUGAUGAGAGCUUCUCUUGUGGAAAGAAUGAGUGCAGAUCCGGGACAAGCAGUAUCACCAUGCUCGGCACGAGCCAUUGGAUGCUGGUUGCUCAAGGCUGCCUGCUAUCAACCUGGGAUUGUGAGCCAUGGACUUGGUACUGCGAGAACCAACAUGAACCCAAUGAUUCGGAAGAGAUUCCAACUGUUGGUAACCCCUUGAAAAACUCUCUCGUUCUGGCUGUCCGCAGUUCAGGGCUGCAAGGGCCGACUCUCUAUAUGACACCACACCCAACCUCUUACGGUUCUAGACGCACAGCACCCUAG
Messenger RNA from Fusarium vanettenii 77-13-4, 777 nucleotides. RefSeq lists its product as uncharacterized. The record is from RefSeq and is a predicted model, not a curated record. The transcript has 2 exons. NCBI's taxonomy places the organism in Eukaryota, Fungi, Ascomycota, Sordariomycetes, Hypocreales, Nectriaceae. Bases 1 to 777 code for a protein of 258 amino acids.